Molecule: messenger RNA, 303 nt
Organism: Trichoplax adhaerens
Lineage: Eukaryota; Metazoa; Placozoa; Uniplacotomia; Trichoplacea; Trichoplacidae
Exons: 3
Source: RefSeq, a predicted model, not a curated record
UCGCAUACAAUCUUAUUGAUACAACCAUCUCCGAAAAACGAAAGUCGUACGUACUCGGAUUACAAUUCUUUGAAGGAAUGUUUGGAAGCUAUUUGUAAGAUGUUUGAAGAACAUUUAAAGAAAUUGAAUCCUUCUAAGCCGUCCAUAACUUACGAUAUCAGCAAUUUGUUUGACUUCAUUGAUGACUUCCCUGACCUCACCUGUUUAGUGCUGCAGAAGAAUGCUUACGCUUACUCACCGUUGAAUAAGGAUUCGAUUAAGGAGAAGAUAUAUGACAUGUUAAGAAGUCAAGCAGGACGAUAA